CCUUCAGAGGUGAAGCCAGAAACAGCUCACGACUAACCAGAUAGUUUGACCAGAUAGGUCGUAUCAACAACACACGCGCUUGAUCUUUGACCUGCAGCAGUGGAGUUGAGGUGUGUCCUCAGCCUUUUAGAUACAGCAUUGCGUUUUAACAUCUGGAGAAUAAACAGUUCUGCUGCGAUGGCAAAGCCCGAGUACUCUGACACGGCGGAGCCCGAUCACAUAGGACAGGAAUCAGAAUCUGAUUCGGAUCCGGAUGACCGUUUACCCACUGUGGACGCAGGUGUUGAAUCCGGAUCGGUCCGGCGGACUCAGGUGAUCCACAGCGGACAUUUCAUGGUCUCAUCUCCACACAGCGACUCAGUCAGGAGGAGAAGUGCAGCUUUUUAUCAUUAUGAGAAUAUUGAGAGUGUUAAUAAAGCGACCUGCCAGACGUACAGUUUCGGUUCAUUGAGCUCCAGACGUCUCAACAUUGACCCUUCACUUACCCGGCUGUUUGAAUGCAUGACACUGGCAUACAGUGGGAAACUUGUUUCUCCCAAGUGGAAGUCUUUCAAGGGAUUGCGGUUACUGUGGAGGGAUAAAAUUCGUCUGAAUAAUGGCAUCUGGAGGGCUUGGUUUAUUCAGUAUGUGGAGAAAAGAAAGAAUCCUGUGUGUGGGUUUGUUACUCCACUGGAAGGCACGGAGGCCGAUGCACACGGCAAACCUGAGGCGAUUGUUUUGGAGGGCAGCUACUGGAAGAGACGGAUCGAGGUGGUCAUCAAAGAGUAUCACAAAUGGAGGAUUUACUAUAAGAAACGACUUCAGAAGAACAAAGAUCUGCUGUCCAUGCUACAGAAGGGGCCUGUCUGCAGAGUGGGGCUGGAAAAAUGGACCAAUCAGAUUUAUCCAGAGCCUGAGACUACAUCGGAGGAAGUGCACAUGUUCGACUUGGACUGCUUUCUGUCGGACAUCUCGGACACCUUGUUUACUAUGACCCAGAAGCCCAACCUGUGGAGCGAAGAUCGCCAAAACACUUACACCAGUAAUGCAGAUAUGAUUCAGCCUGGCCUGACACCUUUACAGCCCAGUCUAGAUGAUCUGAUGGAUAUACCAGAUAUUUUCCUGAGUUACCGUGCACAGCCGCUCGAGCAGAUGUCUUAUUCUGACUGUGGCUACUUUGAGAGCUCAUCCACUGGAGCGUUUACAUUAAACUCUGCUGCUUCUGUGACAAAUCCACUCACACACACACAGCCCACUCUAUCAGCUGAAAGUUUAACUGAAUCCUCCUCAUCUGUACAUCUACCUGGACACAGUUACCCCCGCCAAUCCAUAACCCCUAACAUGACCUUUAACCCUAGUGGUGACACUUCAGAACCCAAAUUCAAAGGUCAAUCAGAAUAUAUCAGUGAAUUUCACCACUCUCUGAACCUCCCGACAUCAUACAGACAUCACGUGUCUUUCAACGCUCACUCUCCUGCUAUGGGAAUCACGGAGAUGCCGGGUGGCGUGACACCGGAAAGCCCUUACCAAUACCAUACGGCCUGCCUCAAACAAAGACAUCCAUCUAGCCAAUCACGGAGCAGCGAGGCCGCCACAUCUACGGUCAUUACUCACACGGGCUCUGCCGUGCCUGGCCCGCCAUCUGACGGGUCUCAGGGACACGGGUAUUCGGAUGAAAUGUUUCCUCCUGUGACGUGCAUGUCUGUUGGGUACCAGCACACGACGGCGAGCCCGUCUGUCUCCUCGCUCGGUCUCUCUCACUGCUUCUCUGUGCCGCAGCGGGUGGGCAUGGCAACGGGAACGGUGAAGCACAAGCAGAAAAUGGGAGAAACCCAAAUGGGCCCCAGGGCUACAGCUCCGCCCACUCAGACAAGCUGUCUGGCCAAUCUGCUUUCAUCAAAAUCUCAGCGAAAACCAUCAGUGAGUUUUGAUCAUUCAGGUUUGUCAACAUCAGCAAUCUCUCAUCUGACCAGCAGUGGUCGUGGGGUGUCACAGAUUUCCCACAGUUCCUCUUGGGCCUCAACAAGAAUCCCACCAAUGGCAUCAUUACAAUGUCAGACGGCAAUGUCAGGCCACGCCCAUAGCAGCACCAUUUCCUCUCUCCUCACACAACAAACACAGCUUCUCACACCGAAAACAGAGAAACUCUCACCUGUACAGAUGCCCCCUACAGACAGGAGCAGUUUAACAGUUAGUUUUUCAGGAAAUGUGGGACCGACAUCUCCUACAAAUCCCCCGGAGAAAAGCCAGGAUGCACACUUCUUAUCCGGACACACACACGGGGAGCCCGCAAGACAGACAGACACGCGGCGCAUCACGCACAUUUCCGCUGAACAGAAGAGACGCUUUAACAUCAAACUUGGCUUUGACACGCUACACAGCCUGGUGACCACCCUCAGCUCACAGCCUAGUGUAAAGAUCAGUAAGGCCACUACGCUUCAGAAGACAGCAGAGUACAUCAGUAAGAUGCAGCAGGAGCGAGCUCAACUCCACGAGGAGGCUCAGAGACUUCGAGAUGAGAUCCUUACGCUCAACUCCAGCAUCAACGUGUAUCAACAGCAGCUCCCUGCGACCGGCGUCCCAAUAACACGUCAGCGUUUUGAUCUCAUGAGAGAGAAGUUCAGAGAGUAUGUCAGGGUCCAGACUCUUCAAGACUGGAAGUUCUGGAUUUUCAGUAUCAUCAUCGAACCUCUGUUUGAGUCUUUUAAUGGGAUGGUGUCUACAGCCAGUGUAGAAGAUCUGUGUCGUACCACAUUGUCAUGGAUGGACCAGCAUUGCUCUCUGCCUGCACUUAGACCCACUGUUUUAAGUUCACUUCGUCUGCUGUGCACCUCCACAUCAAUACUCUCUGAUCCCAGUCUGGUUCCUGAACAAGCCAUCAAAGCCGUCAAACACGGACAUUCCUCCCACAGCUACAACCAAUGACAACAUAGUCUUUCAAUACUGUAGCCAAUCAGAUCUGUCCUAUUUGCAGCUAAUGUCAACAUAAAACCAAUGAUAUUGGCUGUGUCUCAAUCUGUUCCCUAGCUCCCAUGGUGAAUCAGUAUAUGGUGUAUGCAGGUUUGGGCACUGGUAAGGACAAUUGUUCACUUCACAUUGUGACACCGUUCACUUAUUUUCCUGUGACGUGGCUGCUUAAGCGUGUUGUGAUCAUUCACAGCUUUUAUUCAUCAACAACCGGCAAACCAACAUCUUAAUUUUUAAUCACGUUUUAAAGUAUAUUGUAAAAAACGCUAUAUCCGUGCAUAAACUUGGAGGAAUAUUAGGUUUAACUGUUAAGUAGACUGUGGUCCCUUCCUGUCUAGUGAUGUGUGUUUAUAUUAAAACUAAAACAAGCGUUUGUCUUUAUAAGUUCUGUCACAUUUCAUGAAGUUUAUUGAGUUGACUUUUGAGUCGAGUCUGAUUCAAUUUUCGACUGGAGAGCUUCAGGAAAGGUCACGUGAUUUCCAUAAGGGAACAUAGGGACCAUCAAUGCUCACUGGCUUUUGUGUUGCAUUAUGGGAAUUUUUAGAGAAUAAAAAUUCCAGUGCACUAGAAUGAUUUUGCAACUGAUACAGCUCUUAAAAUGUCCGACUCCCUGAUCUGUGCCCUGACUAGUGAACAAGGGAGCUGAUUGCGUUACUAAUGACAAUGUUGUUUCUCACUAAUGUAGCUACAACCAAUAAGAAUGUACUUGCUCAAAUCUGCAGCCAUUUUAAUCAUUAAUUUAGCAAUAGUCAACAGAACAUUGUAUGGGUCAAAAUUAUAUAUUUUUUUAUAACAAAAUCUUUAGGAUAUGAAGUAAAUAAAGAUAUUUUGUAAAUUCCCUACCAUAAAUAUAUCAAAAAUGUAUGUGUUAUUAAGGACUUCAUUUGGACAAUAUUCUGAUUUUUUUGCACCCUAAGAUAUAGUUGUAUUUCAGUCAAAUAUUGUUCUAUUCUAACAAACCAUGCAUCAAUGGAAAGCUUAUUUAUAAAAAAAACCUUAUGACUGGUUUUGUGGUCCAGGAUCACAAAUGUGAAUAAAACUUCUUUAGAAAUGAAUUUUAUAUCAGAUUGUUGGAAAGAUACUUUGAACCUGCUGAUAUAAGUGAUGUGCAUGAAUGAUAUGAUGUGUCAUAGCUGAUUUAAUCUCUUCUACAGUUACAACUAGAGACACUUCAUUCUUUUCAACUGUUUUGGAUUAGUAAUUUGUUUGAUUUGAUUGUUUUAUACUUGUUUUAUUUAUAUACUUGUCACUGGCCCAUGAGCACCACAGCUCAAUUUAUUAAAGGACAGCCUUUGGUUUAAUUUUACGUAAUUCAGUUUAUCAAAGGCAAUAGUUUAGUUCA
Molecule: messenger RNA, 4288 nt
Organism: Paramisgurnus dabryanus
Lineage: Eukaryota; Metazoa; Chordata; Actinopteri; Cypriniformes; Cobitidae
Gene: mlxipl
Product: MLX interacting protein like
Biological process (GO): regulation of transcription by RNA polymerase II
Cellular component (GO): nucleus
Molecular function (GO): RNA polymerase II cis-regulatory region sequence-specific DNA binding; protein dimerization activity; DNA-binding transcription factor activity, RNA polymerase II-specific
Source: RefSeq, a predicted model, not a curated record